CGCCCUCUGCAUGCGACUGCCACUAACAGUAACAUAAACACAUAUAAACAUUAACCAAAACAAAUUCAAAAAUCGUGUUGCCAGAUCUUUCGUGUUUAUGAAAAAUAGUAUAUAAUUUCCAAAAAUGUUUCAUUAUCCUCUGUUUCCAACCCUAAAACCAAAGUUAGUCGAUCCACUGUGGUUCAAUGUAAAUCAGCCUUGUGACGAUGAAACUGAUGUAGAGCAAUUAGAACAGGACCAUCAAAACUGGUUAAACUCAAUCGCCCAACGGAACAAUGAUUUACUACCAAUAGGAAAAACCGCUACAGAGAUAUUAGAUGAAGAGGAGGAAGACGACGAUGAGGAUGAUAAUGAUGAUGAUGAUGAAUCGGAAACACACGAUGAAGAGGAUGACGAUGAAAUAGAAAUGGAUGCUCCUUAUGAACCCAAUUCCGGUGUAGGUGGAAAUAUACGAACUCCACAAGGACAGGGCGCACCAUAGUCAUAAUUCCAAAAUAUAUUUUAUAUUGUUUUUUGUUUGCUUUGACAAUUCCAGUAAUACAUAACCUAUUUAAAUUAA
Messenger RNA from Photinus pyralis (common eastern firefly), 559 nucleotides. Its product is annotated as anaphase-promoting complex subunit 15-like. The transcript is spliced from 3 exons. Lineage: Eukaryota; Metazoa; Arthropoda; Insecta; Coleoptera; Lampyridae. Gene Ontology annotation, biological process: regulation of mitotic cell cycle spindle assembly checkpoint. Bases 125 to 481 code for a protein of 118 amino acids. Gene Ontology annotation, cellular component: anaphase-promoting complex. The record is from RefSeq and is a predicted model, not a curated record.